This is a messenger RNA of Pocillopora meandrina, 466 nucleotides long. NCBI's taxonomy places the organism in Eukaryota, Metazoa, Cnidaria, Anthozoa, Scleractinia, Pocilloporidae. The record is from the annotation of a GenBank genome assembly.
AUGAUCAAGAACGAACUGUGCAGGAAAUUUAACAUGGAAGUUACCUAUUCCUUCUCUGAAAAGUACCAUAAACACUCUUACAUACUUCGUUGUUAUCCUCGUGAGCUAGUAUGUCUUUACCUGUUUGCAUGAAAAAAAAAUGAGUAUGGCUCCUUCCCUCUAGACAAAGCCAUGGAACAUAACUGAUUCUUUAGCCUUCAAAAACUCGAGCAUUAAUUGGUUCUUAUACUGUUGGCGCCUUCACAAGCUCCAGAGGGCAGUUUUCAGAACAAAAAGACAUAUUUUAUGCCAAAAACCUAACGAGACCUUACUAUUUAGGGCUAUAAAUGUCAGUAACUAUGCUAGUAAUUAUACCAUAUGACAAGAGUUCAGCUCAUACAGCUUGAUUCAGCUAUUUUCCAUUCUUUUUACUUCUUUCAUUUCUUCAGUAGAGUCCCUCGAAAGUCAAACCAUUUUCAUAUUAUGA